CUGGCGUCUGGCUUCUACCCGCCAGGCCCCCGCGUCACGGACUCGCGAUGGCCAAGCGCAGCUCUCUGUCCAUCCGCAUCGUGGAGGGGAAGAACCUGCCCGCCAAGGACAUCAAUGGCAGCAGCGACCCCUAUUGCAUCGUCAAGGUGGACAAUGAGCCCAUCAUCAGGACAGCCACUGUGUGGAAGACCCUGUGCCCCUUCUGGGGCGAGGAGUAUCAAGUGCACUUGCCGCCCACCUUCCACGCCGUGGCCUUCUAUGUCCUGGACGAGGACGCACUCAGCCGGGACGACGUCAUCGGCAAGGUCUGCCUCACAAGGGACACCCUGGCCUCCCUCCCGAAGGGUUUCACCGGGUGGGCCCACCUGACCGAGGUCGACCCUGACGAGGAGGUGCAGGGCGAGAUCCACCUGCGGCUGGAGGUGGUGCCCGGGACCCCGGCCCGUCGGCUGCGCUGCUCUGUGCUGGAGGCCAGGGACCUAGCCCCAAAGGACCGGAAUGGCGCAUCUGACCCUUUUGUCCGAGUGCACUACAACGGCCGGACACAGGAGACCUCGGUUGUGAAGAAAUCCUGCUACCCUAGAUGGAACGAGACAUUUGAAUUUGAGCUGGAGGAGGGGGCUGCGGAGGCUCUGUGCAUUGAGGCCUGGGACUGGGACCUCGUCAGCCGAAAUGACUUCCUGGGCAAGGUGGUGGUCAACAUGCAGAGGCUGUAUGCUGCCCAGCAAGAGGAAGGCUGGUUCCGGCUGCAGCCCGACCAGUCUAAGAGCCAGCGAGGCGGGGGCAGCCUGGGCUCCUUGCAGCUGGAGGUGCGGCUGCGGGACGAGGUGGUGCUGCCCUCGCGCUGCUACCAGCCCCUGGUGCAGCUGCUGUGCCGGGAGGUGAAGCUGGGCACCCAGGGCCCAGGACAGUUGAUCACCAUCAUCGAGGAGACAACGAGCACAGACCGUCGCCAGGAGGUGGCCACCAACCUGCUCAAGCUCUUCCUGGGGCAGGGGCUGGCCAAGGACUUUCUGGACCUGCUCUUCCAGCUGGAGCUGGGGCGAACCAGUGAGGCCAACACGCUGUUCCGAAGCAACUCUCUGGCCUCAAAGUCCAUGGAAUCUUUUCUGAAGGUGGCAGGGAUGCGGUAUCUGCACGGCGUCCUGGGCCCCAUCAUUGACAGAGUGUUUGAAGAGAAGAAGUACGUGGAGCUCGACCCCAGCAAAGUGGAAGUUAAGGAUGUAGGGUGCUCAGGGCUGCACCGCCCGCAGACGGAGGCCGGGGUGCUGGAGCAGAGCGCACAGACGCUGCGCGCCCACCUAGGGGCGCUGCUGAGCGCGCUCUGCCGCUCCGUUCGCGCCUGUCCAGCGGUGAUCCGCGCCACCUUCCGCCAGCUCUUCCGGCGCGUGCGCGAGCGCUUUCCCAGCGCCCAGUACGAGAACGUGCCGUUCAUCGCAGUCACCAGCUUCCUGUGCCUGCGCUUCUUCUCUCCUGCCAUCAUGUCGCCCAAGCUCUUUCACCUGCGGGAGCGGCACGCGGACGCCCGCACCAGCCGCACGCUGCUCCUGCUGGCCAAGGCGGUCCAGAACGUGGGCAACAUGGACUCGCCAGUUUCCAGGGCCAAAGAAGCUUGGAUGGAGCCGCUACAGCCCACCGUGCGCCAGGGUGUGGCGCAGCUGAAGGACUUUAUCACCAAGCUUGUGGACAUAGAGGAGAAGGAGGAGCUGGACCUGCAGCGAACCCUGAGCUUGCAGGCACCGCCUGUGAAGGAGGGGACGCUCUUCAUCCACAGGACCAAGGGCAAGGGCCCCCUCACGUCCUCCUCUUUCAAGAAACUCCACUUCUCCCUCACCACCGAAGCCCUCAGCUUCGCCAAGACGCCCAGCUCCAAGAAGAGCACCCUUAUCAAGCUCGCCAACAUCCGGGCAGCCGAGAAGGUGGAGGAGAAGAGCUUCAGCAGCUCGCACGUCAUGCAGGUCAUCUACACGGACGAGGCCGGCCGGCCUCAGACUGCCUACCUGCAGUGCAAGUGUGUGAACGAGCUGAACCAGUGGCUGUCUGCGCUGCGGAAGGUGAGCGUUAACAACAGUGGCCUGCUGGGCACCUACCACCCUGGCGUCUUCCGUGGGGACAAGUGGAGCUGCUGCCACCAGAAGGAUAAGACAGGUCGGGGCUGUGAUAAAACCCGGUCACGGGUGACCCUGCAGGAGUGGAAUGACCCUCUCGACCAUGACCUGGAGGCCCAGCUCGUCUACCGGCAUCUGCUGGGUGUGGAGGCCGUGCUGCGGGAGAAGCACCGGGAGCUGAGUGGGGACACAGAGGCAGAUGCUAUGCCCGCGGGCUCUGGUGAAGCCCCCACAGACCCGCUGGGCCAGCUGCUCCAGGUGCUGCAGGACCUCCGGGAGGCCCACAGCGCCAGCCCGCCCGGGCCGCCCCCCUCAGAGCCCGGCCGCCUCCUGGAGCUGCAGACGUGAGGCCUGCGUGGAGCCCCCACCUGCCAGGCGCUCGGAAACGACGCUGUGCUCUGGGCUCUGUGCCCAGCCUCCCCCACUGGGGGCCAGCCUGGUCCCCCUCGGUGGGUCUCUGGCCCUUCAUGGUAGACCUGAAGUCUGGGCGACUUGGGUGGCUCCUGGGAGGGCCCGGCCACUCCCUAUGCCCUCUGCAGCUCAGCUUCUCCAGGUACCCUCCUGUCCUGCCUAGGACAGACCCAGCCAGGACAGCCCUGGGGGGGUCCAGGCCCAGAAGACCAGGCUGCCUCAUGUCCCCCCAUGCCCCCUCGCUUAUGGCCAUGACCCCUGCGGCUCCCCUGUCCCCCCGCUGCCUGGCCCCUGAGCAGGGCACCAGGUGCCCUACAGCCAACAAUAAACUGCUGUGACUGCCAGAG
This is a messenger RNA of Marmota flaviventris (yellow-bellied marmot), 2866 nucleotides long. It is a transcript of the gene Rasa4b, whose product is annotated as RAS p21 protein activator 4B. Gene Ontology annotation, biological process: intracellular signal transduction; negative regulation of Ras protein signal transduction; regulation of GTPase activity. The record is from RefSeq and is a predicted model, not a curated record. Lineage: Eukaryota; Metazoa; Chordata; Mammalia; Rodentia; Sciuridae. Gene Ontology annotation, molecular function: phospholipid binding; GTPase activator activity.